UGACAGACAAAGCUGUGCAAAACAGCGGCGAUAGCAAAGAAGGCUAGAUAGCUAACCGAACAAAUACAUGUCUCACUCGUCCAGAAUAGCUUAUCUAAUAUUUAUUCACAUCCAUAAUGAUGCGCGGCUUAUACAAUUGUAAACGAGGUUGUUUUAAGAUUGAGUAAAUGUCUACUAGCCAGUUAAGGCGGGAGCGUACUGUACAAAUCUAACUUUAGUGGAAUUCCAAGCUUCACAGCCAACAUCAUCGACGACGACGUAAAAAAAUAAACAAACACACAACAAUAUUGAACAUAGCUAAAUAUCAGCAGCAUGGAUACGAAUGUGCAGAAGAGACGUGAGAACAAGAAAUCACUGCGUGUAAAAGUGAUCAGCCUUGGCAAUGCCGAGGUGGGCAAGAGCUGCAUCAUCAAGCGAUACUGUGAGAAGAGGUUUGUGCCCAAGUAUCUGGCCACCAUAGGGAUUGACUAUGGGGUCACCAAAGUCCAGGUGCGUGACAGGGAGAUCAAAGUGAACAUCUUUGACAUGGCAGGACACCCAUUCUUCUACGAGGUUCGUAAUGAGUUCUAUAAGGACAGCCAGGGAGUGGUGUUGGUGUACGACGUAGGUCUGAGAGAGAGUUUUGAUGCGCUGGACAACUGGCUGAGUGAGAUGAAACAGGAGAUGGGUUCCCAGGCUAACAUGGAGAGCAUCGUUUUUGUCGUCUGUGCCAACAAGGUGGACCUGACUAAGCGUCGUGUGGUAGACGAGGGAGAGGGUAGGCUGUGGGCGGAGUCAAGAGGGUUCCACUACUUUGAGACAUCAGCACAGAGCGGAGAGGGUAUCAGUGAGAUGUUUCAGGCGUUUUUCUCCUCCAUAACGGACAUGUGUGAGAACGGCGGGAAGCGCCCGGUGGCAGAGGUCAGUGUCGGCUUCACCAAGGAGCAGGCCGACACCAUCCGACGCAUACGGAACAGCAAGGACUCCUGGGAUAUGCUGGGGGUCAAACCUGGAGCCACACGGGAGGAGGUUAACAAGGCUUACAGGAAGCUGGCUGUGCUGCUCCAUCCAGAUAAGUGCGUUGCCCCGGGCAGCGAGGAUGCUUUCAAGGCCGUGGUGAAUGCUCGCACCUCCCUGCUCAAGAACAUCAAGUAGACGCCAGCUAGGGACUGCUCACCCUGACCCCUAACCCCUCGUCAUGUUUCCUCGUCUAAUACCACCUCACCUUCAGAACAUCAUCAGCUUCUCUACCCACUCCCAAACCCCAAAACCAACCCUUCCCCCUUCUCUGCUCUCCAUCCCUCCCACCCCCCUCCUCUCACACCAGAUGCCAUGACAUUUUGCUACAACAGAGUUUUAUAAAGUCACUACUGAUGAUGUGCCACAGCAACUCAGUCUCUCUGUACGGAAGACUAUCAAUGCUUUACACUGUAGUCUUUCACACACUUGAGAGAGAAGUCACUGGAAGACUGGGUGUGUCAUCUGCUUGGUCAGUUGUGUUUUCUCUGGUCCAGAGCCUUCAAGCGGCUUGUUGACCUCUCCUGUUUUAAGGAAGGCUCAGCAUCAGCAAGCCACACGUAUCGCCCUGGACAAGAGCUAUAUAUGUGUACACGUAACGCCCUGGACAAGAGCUAUAUAUGUGUAAACAUGAAUGGUUGGUUGUCGUAAGGGGUGGUUGUCAGAAGGGGUGGUUGUCGUAAUGGGUGGUUGUCAGAAGGUGGGUAAUGUGUCUGGGUUGAUGCUUGUGAUCUAAUGAUCUUACUGGGGGUCUCUGACUCUCUGGGCAAGCUGAUCCCGUAGACAUGAACGAGUACAUACUUAUAUCCAUACUUAACCAGUGUCAUACAUCCCUACUCUGCCCUCUGAACAUGCUUACCCCAGCCAGCCCCAUACAGUAGACCUUGUUGGGGUUCAUUCCUUGUUAAUCAUUGGCUCAUUGGUGAAAUUAGCAUUCAGACAAUAUCUUUCAGUAAAUAAUUUAUUCAUUUAUUAAUGCAAUUGCAGACAGGAAGUUGACAAUGGGAACAUGGCACCCAUGUUUCCGAGUAAGUUCUGCAAAAUAGAAAAGGUCUCAAGUUGCUUUUAUCAUGCUUGUAGUCAACCCCCUGUGAUGUAACUGCCUACGUCAUUACCUUCUACUCAUGAGACCAAAACCAUGCCCACACAGCUAUAUAAACAAGAGUUUUAGUGUUAUCUAAAAGCUUAGCAGUAAAUGUCCAAGUUGAUUUAUAGUGGAAUGUCUGACACAUCUCUUAUCUCUUGCACAACCCUACAGAGUUCUGUCUUCACAGUCACACAUUUCUCAGACAGUUUCUUUAUAAGACGCAGAGAUUAGAAAAGACUGUGGAACAAUAUUAAACCUCUAUAAUGAAUAUAUAUUGUUAAUCUGUAGUCUAGGACCCUAUAAAUGUAAGGAGGGAGUCUUAUAACCCCUCCCCUUCUAUUAAUACAACAUAAGCAUAAUCAAUUAUUAUAAUACAUCAAACAUUUGGUACAGCCCCUAUCAUGACCCCUAGGUGAACCCCUGACAACCUCAGUGUACAUACAUAUAGCAGAUGCACUGAGGGGUAUGAAAACUAGCAGAGAUGGGGAAACUACAACACACUAACCUCUAAGCAAGUGUCAUCCUGGCUCUAGAGGGUCAUACGUACAGUACCAGUCAAAAGGUGGGACACACUUACUCAUUCAAGAUUUUUUUUAAACGUAAAAAAAAAUCUAUAUAUAUUUUCUACAUCAUAGA
Messenger RNA from Oncorhynchus tshawytscha (Chinook salmon), 2719 nucleotides. It is a transcript of the gene dnajc27, whose product is annotated as DnaJ (Hsp40) homolog, subfamily C, member 27. The coding region runs from base 313 to 1134 and encodes 273 amino acids. The record is from RefSeq and is a predicted model, not a curated record. Gene Ontology annotation, molecular function: GTPase activity; GTP binding. NCBI's taxonomy places the organism in Eukaryota, Metazoa, Chordata, Actinopteri, Salmoniformes, Salmonidae. The transcript has 7 exons.